AUGGUUAAUUAUAAUAAUAAAAAAAAAAAUAUAGUUUUAGAAAAAAUUAAAAAGUUUUUUUCAGUAAUCGGGUUUUGUUUUUGUUUUUUGUGUCAUAGUAAAUAUGACGAUGAUGAUGAAAAUUAUAAAGAAAAUGAAUUAAGAGAACCAAUGGCAAAGAUAAGGUUAGGGUUUAAAGGAAAGGAUACAUGGAUCAAUUCAGAAGGUAUCAAUAUACAUCAAAUGUUUGGAAAAUAUUCAGUAUUAUUAGAUGACGAUGACCAAAUUGUUCCAUUAACUAAAGAUGGCGAAUUGUUCGAACCACUAGAUUGUAGAAAAUGUUAUAAAGUUGUAGCAAAUCUUUAUGGUACUUCUGGUGAGCCUCAAAAAUGGAAAGAAUUAAAGAAAAAAGAAAUAAAUGAAAGAAAACAAUUUAAUUUAUUUAAAAAACAAUUUAAAACUUCCCAACAACAAAAACAAAAGGAACAAUUAAAUCAAUUUUAUAGUAAUAAUAAUAAUAAUAAUAACGAUAAUUUAAAUGGUGAUAUAAAAAGUGACCAAUAUAAUAAUCAAAAUAAUAGUAUUUUAGAUAAUGGUCAAGUUGAUAUUUUUAUAAAUGAAGGAUCUAAUAGUUUAAUAAAUAAUAGUGAUAAUAGUCUUAAUAAUAAUAUAGAUAAUAAUAAUAACAAUAGUUACGAUAAAUCAUAUAGCUUUGUAGAAUUUGUAAAUAAUAAUAAUAAUAUAGAUAAUAAUAUAGAUAAUAAUAAUUUAAUAAAUAAUAUUAAAAAAGAUUUUAAUGUUGAUAAUAAAUUUUAUACAUAA
Molecule: messenger RNA, 801 nt
Organism: Dictyostelium purpureum
Lineage: Eukaryota; Evosea; Eumycetozoa; Dictyosteliales; Dictyosteliaceae
Exons: 1
Coding region: 1-801 (266 amino acids)
Source: RefSeq, a predicted model, not a curated record